This is a messenger RNA of Coniophora puteana RWD-64-598 SS2, 804 nucleotides long. RefSeq lists its product as uncharacterized. The record is from RefSeq and is a predicted model, not a curated record. The transcript has 4 exons. Bases 1 to 804 code for a protein of 267 amino acids. Lineage: Eukaryota; Fungi; Basidiomycota; Agaricomycetes; Boletales; Coniophoraceae.
AUGCCUUCACUCCACGAACCACCGGUAUGGGCAAGAUCAACGGUCAUCCUCUUGACCAAAUCACGAACGGUUCCAGCACCAGGGAACGAUUACGAGUUGGUUGAACUAGUCCUAGCUGAACCAAAGUAUCUAUUCAAAGAACAGCGUACGAUUCGGUUGGACGGGCAAGGCGUCCAACGGUUGGUCGACCUUGUUGCGGUCCGCCUGUAUCUUGCGAUCCGUGCAUGGGAACGGAGGAGGGCUCUCCCGGAGGCUUUCCUUCCGCCGUGGAAGGAGGAAGUGCAUCUCGCGGGCAAACUCCUCGCCACACUGCGCAAUCUCGAUCUGCCUUACAUUUAUCCAGUUAUUUUCGACCGCGCACUUGACUUGAGAUGGGACCCUACUGUUCAUGUUCUCGACGAGACGACCAGACUCGUCUCAGAGGUAUGGUACGCUGAAUGGGUCCGCCGGAACGGGGACGAGGAGAUGAAAGAUAGGUGGUGGAUGGGGCUGCACGAGGGAUCCGCCAAAUUAUGGCGGCAAACUGUUGCGUGCAAACCUCAAGACAUAAUUGACCUUGAACGCCCUGAGGAGACCUACCCCCGUGCAGGCGGCGCAUUUUUUCCUCCGUCCGCGUGGAACCCGCCGCCAGAAUCGGAUGACGACUACGUGCCCAGCGACCAUCGUGAGUCCAAAGAAUCCACUAUAUCAAAUGACGUCUCAAAGGCAUUCACAGAAAUCAGCAGCGGGCUCAAUACCAUUGGAGUGGCACUCCAGAAUAUGAGUAAAGCGCUGGGUGACUGUGGAUUUGGUCAACCGCUGUAA